Messenger RNA from Symbiodinium pilosum, 741 nucleotides. Lineage: Eukaryota; Dinophyceae; Suessiales; Symbiodiniaceae. The record is from the annotation of a GenBank genome assembly.
GUAUCCUAUGAUCUCCAGCAGAGAUUCUUCAUCAGACAAAGGCAGCAAGGAAAGCUGGUGUCCAAGUUGUUUGCUGUGCCUGGAUUCGGCAGCGAGUGUUGCAAAGCGGAUUUUUUGCACUGUUGCGAUUUGGGCAUCACUUCUGAUUGGAUGGGCAGUUUCCUUUUCUAUCUCCAGAGCGAGAAGAUCCAGGGCGCAAGCAAACUGAUCCGGUGCACGAAGCUUUUCGCAGACAUCGAUGUGUGGUAUCGAGAACACAACAGCGAAGAUUGCGUGCCCAAGUUGCUUCCCACCAUGUUGCGAGAAGAGGCUAGAGCCUUGGUGCCCUGCAUUCUGCGUCUUGCGCAGAAGUAUUUGGAUGUGACCAAAGUUGCCGAGCUUACAAUGCUUCGUGGCUGCAUGGAGUUGCAAGCCAUCUAUUCCAAUUUGAGUGCAGGCUCUUGGAACAGUCAGCAUUUCCAUGCUGCAGCUCAUCGGUUUUUGCUUUUGAACGGAAGCCUUGAGACGCACUUCGAAGAGGACAAGCUUUUUCGGGUCAAGCCCAAAGGUCACCUCUUGCUCGAGCUCGCUAGGCGGCAGUCCACACCAAGUGCUACGUGGACGCACCGGGGCGAAAGCUUUGGCCACACUGUUGUCACUUUGGCUGGCCGCAGAGGUGGGAAGUAUAGCGUGAAAGCUAUCUCCAACUCCGUCUUGAGGCGAUUUAUGGCUGCCAAUGAGCUGCCAAAGUUGCAAGCCUGA